Sinocyclocheilus grahami is the source of this 1051-nucleotide messenger RNA. RefSeq lists its product as uncharacterized. The transcript is spliced from 8 exons. The coding region runs from base 320 to 1051 and encodes 243 amino acids. Gene Ontology annotation, molecular function: zinc ion binding. Lineage: Eukaryota; Metazoa; Chordata; Actinopteri; Cypriniformes; Cyprinidae. The record is from RefSeq and is a predicted model, not a curated record.
AGUGAGUUGGAGAGUGGCAGUGACAAAACCAAAUAAGGGACAACGUGUGCUUUAUAAGGCUCAUUAUAGGUGCCAGCACAAUGUUUAUGUCCGAUCAGACACGGCUAAUCAAAGACGGCUGUCAAAAUAUACAUGCUGUGAGGCAAAACUGGUUUGCAAUCUGGUGAAGACUACAGACAAAAGGGGAGGAACUAGUAGAUACAGGAAGUUCCUGACCUAUCUACAGAGUCUUUACAGUCGACGUGAGAGUUGGACUCUCAGCUAUAGGAGGGACUUGCCAACACGUGGCAACCAAACAAAUAACUAUGUGGAGGCUGCAAUGCGUGUCUUGAAAGACAAAAUACUUCAAAGGACAAAAGCAUUCAACCUGCCUCAAUUAUUCAACCUUUUCAUCACCCGACUAGAGAUGUACUAUAAAGCACGUGUGACAGACGUUGCACUUGGCCAUUGGGAGGCAUUCCACCGGUCAAGAUUACUUGCUACACAAAGUAAUAUAAAAGCAUCUGAUAUUUCUCAGGUUGGAGAAAAGAAAUUUCAGGUGAGAUCGUCCACAUCAGGGCACACCUAUACAGUGGACAUGGAGUUGGAGCUCUGCACUUGUCCAGUUGGCCAUAGUGGGGCACCAUGCAAACACCAGGCAGCAGUAGUGCAAAAUUACAACAUCACCUCCAUCAACUUUCUCCCCACAACAGCUGAAAUGAGGGCUGAGCUGCUGAAAAUAACAAAAGAGUCACAUCAGCUGGACCUGUCUUCCACCAUCUCUGCACAAUUGCGCCAAACAUCACCUAUGCAAGAGGACUCAUACUCCAACCAACCCUGUGUACAGGGUAACUCAGAGGGAGCACCUUUACCUCAGUCUCCUGUGAGACGGAUGCUGGGACUGCUCAGUGAAAUGGCUGAAAACUCAGACUACAGUGAUGCCAUGACUACAAUGGCCAAGCAGCUUGAAAAGAUGCAGCACAACCCGACCCAAAUGAUCUCCGCAUUUUACUGCUUUGAAAGGGAUGACUGUGUCAAAACGUGCAGCAGCGUGUCAGCCUAUGUUAUGUAG